AUGGCUUCUUCUACCUCUUCUUCCUCUUCUAGAUCUGUCCAUACUAACAGUGCCUUAGUAUCUACUGGUGUUGUUGCUGCCUCUUCCGUCACAAGUGUCAGUUCUACUGCUUCUACUUCCACCAGAAGCAACUCAUCCUCUACUACCUCUAAGAAUGCUGCUCCAGGUAUGGUUGCUAACCCAAUCUCAUGGAAAUAUGGUGUCGCUUUAGGUGCUGUGCUUGCUGGUUCUUUUGUCUUAGGCUCUGGUAUUUAA
Naumovozyma dairenensis CBS 421 is the source of this 255-nucleotide messenger RNA. RefSeq names its product Ncw1p (gene NCW1). The record is from RefSeq and is a predicted model, not a curated record. The coding region runs from base 1 to 255 and encodes 84 amino acids. The transcript has a single exon. Lineage: Eukaryota; Fungi; Ascomycota; Saccharomycetes; Saccharomycetales; Saccharomycetaceae.